Messenger RNA from Paraphaeosphaeria sporulosa, 711 nucleotides. RefSeq lists its product as uncharacterized. Gene Ontology annotation, cellular component: trans-Golgi network. Bases 106 to 663 code for a protein of 185 amino acids. The record is from RefSeq and is a predicted model, not a curated record. NCBI's taxonomy places the organism in Eukaryota, Fungi, Ascomycota, Dothideomycetes, Pleosporales, Didymosphaeriaceae. The transcript has 3 exons.
CCCACCCCAAUCUGCUUGGCGUUGCCCACCUGCUCUAACGGCGCCGUCUGUGCCGGUCCUCGCAGCCCACUACACCCAACACAGCUGCACUGUCAGUCCUCUAUCAUGUCGGCGGCCGCUCCCUUCCCUCCCCUCGCCGUCCACGACCACCGCCGCCCUUCGUACCCCGACGACAUGAGCUCCACCUCGUCGAGCUCGUCCGUCAGCGAACAGGACCAGCCACGCCACGUCGACGACGACCCCUCCAAGCUGUCGCGCCCGCGCCUCGGCAGCCGCAAGUCGAGCGGCACCAUAAUAAUACCGCGCGACAGCCCCCACGUCGAGCUCAAGGAGGAGGAGUACGACGACGGUGAUGCCCGCACCAUGAGCCCCCGGCGCAGCAGCGAAGAGAUUGAGAAGAUGGGCCAGGAGGCCCGCCAGGCCCUGAUAGACCCGCACACCUGGACCCCGACGCUGACCUUCGUAAGGCAAGCAAAAGCUCUGCAGGCCAGCCUGAUGGAAAUCGUGGACCGUGUCGAGAUCGUCAAGUCGGAGCACGAGAAACUCGAGGGCGGCAACAAGUUCCUUCAAUCAUAUAUUGGUGAGCUCAUGCAAACGAGCAAAAUCACUUCAGCAGGAGCCGGCAAGACCAAAGGCAAGGGAAAGAACCGUGUCAUCAAAUAACAAUCAGCGCUCCAAUCGCCCGGGCCGCCCGUCUGGAAUCUCGUCGGC